Molecule: messenger RNA, 561 nt
Organism: Solanum lycopersicum (tomato)
Lineage: Eukaryota; Viridiplantae; Streptophyta; Magnoliopsida; Solanales; Solanaceae
Product: protein transport protein Sec61 subunit gamma-1-like
Biological process (GO): post-translational protein targeting to membrane, translocation; protein targeting
Cellular component (GO): Ssh1 translocon complex; membrane
Molecular function (GO): transmembrane protein transporter activity
Source: RefSeq, marked validated
GCGAUAUUUCAUUUGUACCGAUCCGUUUGAGUUCAUUUCAAUUUCGCUAAAUUCAGAUCGAGAUCCACAAUAAAAAAAACCCUAAUUUUGUUUUCAGAUCCAAAAUGGACGCUCUCGAUACUGUUUUCGAUCCUCUUAGAGAUUUCGCCAAAGACAGCGUAAGGCUCGUCAAAAGGUGCCACAAGCCUGAUCGCAAAGAAUUUACCAAGGUUGCAACCCGUACGGCGAUCGGUUUUGUUGUGAUGGGAUUCGUUGGAUUUUUCGUCAAGUUGAUAUUCAUUCCAAUCAACAACAUCAUCGUUGGUGCUUCUUAAGUGGCUAUAUAAAGGAGAAGUACAACUGGAGAUGUAGAGCAAGUGAUAAAAAGUGUUGCAAAAUCUUAGUUUCAUAUUGUAAUCCGUAUGUAGUCUUAGUCUUAUUUGUGAACCGCCUGGUUAAUGGGGACUUUGUCAUCGAGCUUCCCCCCACCCAAUCCGUUUUCAGAUUUUGUAAACUUUGCUGCUGAUGUCAAGACAUCUAUUUAUUUUUUUUCAAUAUACUUUUUGCACCUUGGUUGGUUCA